AUGUUGGAUGAUGUGAAUCCAUACGUCAACACUUAUAGAUCAGCAAGAGACAGGUUCAACACAAAUCCGGAUGAAACUUUUCAUAUGAGGAUAGUUAGUAGUCGUGAAAAGGAUGGGAGGACGUACAACACACCAACAGCAUCUGAAGUAGCUGCUUUGAUUCCUGGAGAUUUCAAUUUGGAAAUGGAUCAUCGUGAUAUUGUUGUUCAAGCAAAAUCUGGUGAACUACAAAGGAUAAGUGAAUUGCAUAUCUCUUAUCUAGCAUUACAAUAUCCCUUAUUAUUUCCUUAUGGAGAGGAUGGUUACAGACUUGGAAUUGAAAAAGGGCAUUCAAAAGUGGGAAGGGUUAAGAGUAAAAAAGAAAGAAAACAGAUUAGCAUGAGACAGUUCUUUGCAUUUCGAAUUCAGGAGAGGAAAAACGAGUCAAAGACCCUUCUGCAUUCUAGACGCCUAUUCCAGCAGUUCUUGGUUGAUUCGUAUACUGCCAUCGAGAGCAACCAGCUUGGUUACAUCAAAUACAAUCAAGCGAGUUUAAGGGCAGAGAAUUAUAACACUAUAAAGAAGGUGGCAGAAGCUGGAAAUGUAGAUAUGAAUGAGCAAGGGAGACAGUUUUUUUUACCAAAGUCAUUCACUGGUGGUCCUAGAUAUAUGCGAGAAAACUAUUUAGAUGCAAUGGCUAUAUCUAAACACUUUGGAUUUCCUGAUCUUUUUAUAACUUUCACAUGUAAUCCAAAGUGGCCAGAGCUAACUAGAUUUUUUCAGGAGCGGAAAUUGAAUCCCGAUGAUAGACCAGACAUCCUUUGUAGGGUUUUUAAGAUGAAGCUCGAUUCCCUUAUGCAUGAUUUAACCAAACGACAUAUAUUAGGGAAGACUGUAUCUGCUAUGUAUACCAUUGAGUUCCAGAAAAGAGGUUUGCCACAUGCACAUAUACUGCUAUUCAUGGACCAAAAGCACAAAUUUCCUAAGACAGAAGAUAUAGAUAAAAUCAUAUCUGCAGAAAUUCCAUACAAGAAUGAAGAACCAGAGCUUUAUGAGUUAGUGAAGGACAUGAUGAUCCAUGGACCAUGUGGUGCUGUUAAUCCGAAUUCACCAUGUAUGGAGAAUAGGAAAUGUACUAAAUUUUUUCCUAAGAAGUAUGCUGACGAGACUACUGUCGAUAAGGAAGGCUUUCCAGUGUACAGAAGAAGGGAGACAAAUGAUUAUGUAGAAAAAAACAGAUUCAAAUGUGAUAACAGUUAUGUUAUCCCAUACAAUAAGAAGCUGUUGUUACGCUAUAGAGCACACAUUAAUGUCGAGUGGUGCAACCAAGCUGGAUCUGUAAAGUAUUUGUUUAAAUACAUUACAAAAGGUCAGGACCGUGUAACUGUUGCUGUUUUGCCAAAUAUGCCAGAGGAAGAUGAAGAUGAGUACCAGACUGGAGAGGUUCUAGGGAAAGAGAAUAAGAAACCAGACAAUGAAAUUAAAGAUUAUUUUGAUUGCAGGUAUGUGUCUGCAUGUGAAGCAGCAUGGAGGAUUUUUAAAUUUAAUAUUCAUUACCGGUCUACACCAGUUGUGAAACUAAGUUUCCAUCUAGAGGGUGAGCAUCUGGUUUAUUUCAAGGGUGAUGAUGAGGCUGAAGCAAUUAUGAAUCGAGAUACGGUCGAUAAUUCCAUGUUUCUAGCAUGGAUGAAUCUUAACAAGGUUAGCUCUAUUGCUAGGUCACUAACUUAUCCAGAAAUACCUAACAUGUUCACAUAUGAUUCAAAAGAGAAACAGUUUAAUCUAAGACAAAAGAGGGGACCCAGAAAUUUUGAUGAGAUCAAGACUGUUAAUGGAGUGGUUUAUACAGAAUAUAAAGAUGCAUGUUUUGCUUUGGGUUUGCUAGAUGAUGACAAAGAAUACAUCGAGGAUUUAGUUAGAACAGGCUAUUGGGGUAGUGGAAGCUUGGUUAGGCAAGUUUUUGUUGUCAUGCUUUCUUCAGCUAUAUUACUUAGGCCUGAAUUAGUUUGGGCAAAGACAUGGGAGUUGCAGUGUGAAGACAUUCAAUUCAUUAGAAGGAAAGCACUAGACAGACCAGAGUUAGUUUUAUCUGAUGAAGAGAAAAAGAUAUUUGCGCUACAAGAUAUAGACAUUAGACUUAAAAGAAAUGGGAGUUGUCUUGCUCACUUCAAGUCAAUGCCACAGCCACCUAGACGGAGUAUUAGUGACUCUAACGUGUUGAUAGUUGACGAGAAAAACUAUAACCGUGCUGAACAGGCAGAGAAACAUGCUGGCUGGAUAGAGAUGAUGACUCUAGAACAGAAAAAAGUAUACUCGGAGAUAAUGGAUGCUGUAUUAACUAAAAGGGGAGGAGCAUUCUUUGUAUACGGAUUUGGUGGUACUGGUAAAACGUUUUUAUGGAAAACACUAUCUGCUGCAUUAAGGAAAGACGGUGAGAUUGUCCUAAAUGUUGCAUCCAGUGGUAUAGCAUCGCUUUUAUUAGCAGGAGGUAGGACUGCUCAUUCUAGAUUUGGGAUUCCAUUAAUUUUGGAUGAGCUUUCAACAUGUAGAAUGAAACCAAGUUCAGAUUUAGGGAAAUUGGUUAGAGAAGCUUCUCUAAUAAUCUGGGACGAAGCACCUAUGAUGAGUAAGUACUGUUUUGAGUCAUUGGAUAGAAGCUUGAAGGAUGUUGUUGAAAAUGGUCAUAGCAAACCUUUUGGAGGAAAAGUUGUAGUAUUUGGAGGAGAUUUCAGACAAGUUCUUCCAGUCAUAACUGGUGGUUCUAGGACAGAAAUAGUUAUGGCUACAUUAAAUUCAUCAUAUCUUUGGGAUCAUUGCAAAGUACUAAAACUUACAAAGAAUAUGCGUCUGCUGGCAAAGAAUAUCAGUGUUGAAAAGGCGACCGAAAUUAAAGAAUUUUCAGAAUGGAUAUUGGAUGUCGGAGAUGGAAAAAUUGCAGAGCCAAAUGAUGGGGUAGCAGAAAUAGAUAUUCCUGAAGAUUUGCUUAUUACAGAAGCCACUUAUCCUAUAGAAGCUAUAAGCAAAGAGANGGGAGUUGCAGUGUGA
Molecule: messenger RNA, 3024 nt
Organism: Camelina sativa (false flax)
Lineage: Eukaryota; Viridiplantae; Streptophyta; Magnoliopsida; Brassicales; Brassicaceae
Source: RefSeq, a predicted model, not a curated record